Puntigrus tetrazona (Sumatra barb) is the source of this 2961-nucleotide messenger RNA. RefSeq names its product sushi, nidogen and EGF-like domain-containing protein 1. Lineage: Eukaryota; Metazoa; Chordata; Actinopteri; Cypriniformes; Cyprinidae. The transcript has 9 exons. The coding region runs from base 208 to 1128 and encodes 306 amino acids. The record is from RefSeq and is a predicted model, not a curated record. Gene Ontology annotation, biological process: cell-matrix adhesion.
GCUGCGGCGUCAUGUGACGUCACACUAUAAUCUAAUUAUCUGAUUUAAAAUGAAGAUUGCAGCAUUACAACAUAUUCUCUUUCAUUCAAGCAGAUGUUUUGUCAUAAACACAAGUCUCGGACACAUUUAAAAUCUAGAACUUCCUGCUAAGCCACAUUACGCAUAUGAGAGACUCUUAGAAGCCGUCUGAGAAGAAAGGUCAUCAUCAUGAGACUGUCUGCUUUACAAAAUCUGCUGUUCACAUCAGUCCUGUCCCUCGGCAUUACAACAACAGCAACGACAGCAGAUUCACUGACAGCACCAGCAAUAUUUUACCCGUUCGGCUCAGCGGCAGGAGACACAAAUAAUCCUGCUGAUGAUGAUGGAAGCUCUCCUGUUAUUCAGCUGUCGAGUUCAUUUCUGUUCUUUGGCCACUCGUACCAGAACAUUUCCGUGAAUAAUAAUGGAUUCUUCACAUUUAACCAGACUUCGUCAGAAUAUGUUCCCUACUCGUUUCCCGCUAACAGAAAUCAGGAUAUAAUUGCUGGUCUCUGGACUGAUCUUGACAACCGUGUGAAAGGAGUUGUUUCAUAUCAGCAGUACAUUAAUGGAGGUCUUCUCACAAACGCCACUCGGGAUAUAAAGACAUAUUUCCCAGAUCUGAACUUCAACGCUUCUUGGGUCUUCGUUGCGACGUGGGAUAAAGUCGCUUACUUCCCCAAAACCAACACAGAAACUUCGUUUCAGAUAGUUUUAAUUUCAGGCGGUAAUUAUUCCUUUAUUCUGAUGAAUUAUGGAGACAUUGCUGUAACAACACAUCCAGUGCAGGCUGGUUAUGACACAAUAAACUCCACAAACUACUUUGUGAUUCCUGGAUCAAACCUCAGCAGCUUCAUCUCAAACCUCAGGAACUCCAGUAAUGUUGGUGUUCCCGGUCGAUGGGUCUUCAGGGUGGACAGCGAACCAGGAAACAGCAUCUUCAAAAACAACGUUCUUGGGAUUCGAUUCAGACUUUCCUCAUUUUCAGACGUGACACAGAGUGGAAACUCUGAGCAGCUUCUACAGCAGAUAAAACAGGAGCUGGUCAAGUACGGUCUGCCGAACAGCGUCGAGCUGAAGUUAAGAAAAACGCAGAAGAUAAAUCCGUAAUUACAGCCUCCUUCAGGAAAAUGAAAACCGGUUUGUUGAACACCUGACAACAAAUAUCCCCGAUGACUGAUGACGUAAAAACUUUUACAUUUACAGAACUAUCUCUCACUUAAAAUCACUGUAGCGUUUAAAAAUGAGCAUCUCAGUGUGUGGCUCAAUAUAAAUAAUACUGUUUGGCAAUUACGGUCAACUUUUUUGUUUUCUAUGCAGCACACUAUUCAGUAGAACAGGAAAAUGCUGCAUCACAUAGCUCUAACAGGACGGGGUAAUGCCAUUGUUCGGCUCAGUUCAGUUUGUUGAUUUGGUUCAGUUUAGCAUAAGGUUCAUCAAUUGUGAUACAAGUUCAGCUACACUGUGGUUAUUCAUCUCAAGUCAGUUUGAUUUAUCAAAAAACUGUCAAUUAUGUGCGUUACCAUGCUGUGAAUUAUGAAAGAUUGUUAAUUAUCCGUCAUCUUCGUGUGCUCCCACCCACGCCACCAUGUGACAAUAAGCUCAGAUGAACGUGCAAAAUUACAUUUGCUUUGAACAUGUAUUUGUUUUAUAUUAUCAGUUUGAUUACUUUGAUGGUACUCUUUAGACAGCUGUUGAAGUAACUCUACAGCUACACAUCCACCACCCUUUAUUAGACUCUAUUAGACUAGAUUAGUGUUGUCUGCUAAAUCUAUGCUAACGCUUUAUUUUGAUGGUUCCUCCACAGACAUAAUGAAUACAGGAUACUUCGUGAAGUAUGUGAACAAGUAUGUGCACGCUCUAGCUGCCCCAUUACAGAAAUUCAAAAAAUUUCCUUUAAAAUACCAUUACGAAUCCUUUUUGUGUGUUUUGGACAUUUUUCCAAUAGGAUUUAACCUCCCACCAAUAGAAUCCAUCACAUACCAGUACACAACAUUACAGUUUCCAUUAAAACCAAUACAAUUCCCAUUAUAACCACUAAACCCAUUACAUUUUCUGUUAUGUUUUGUUAUAACGCAUUAUGAGGUUUUUAUAAUGCAUUUAUUAUAUUGCCUUAAGAAUACCCUUAUAAUGUAUUAUAAACAUGGGCUUAAUAGAGUGUUUUGACCUUGAAGGCAUGUUAACCUGCUGUUUGGGAAAAUGCAAACCUUUUAUAACCUAUAUAAUAGGGGCGCUUUAAAGCUUUUUGCCUUUAAAUGAGUGCCAGUCAAAAAAAACUAAACAAAAACAACCAGAAGCCACCUACAUCUGAUAUGAAAAUACAAUGCAUUGAGUCUGCUGAGAAAUAAACAACCUUUACCAGCUUUACACAGGGUUGGCUUCAGAUGUACUAUAUGCAGGGCACCAUACCAGUAUAUACACCACCAAAAAUGCAAUAACGUAAUUUUUAAAGCAGACUUUGUCUUUAAAAAAGUCUUAAAGGAAUAGUUCGCCCCAAAACUGAAAAUGUUCACCCAUAUUGUACUCAUCCCGAAACCAUACGUGACUGGGUAAAAACACAGGUUCAUAAAGCAUAACAGAAGACACGCAUGAUACAAAAUGUUUUCUUUAGUGGACACAGUCAUACAAAGAUUACAUUACAUAAGUUAGAAAAAGUAAAAAAAUAAGUAUACCUAUGACAAACAUAUUUGAUGACCCUUUCAACAUUGCACCCAUAAAUGGAAAUUUCACCAUUUUUUCCAAAAGAGAAAUGUAAUUUUUUUCCCCCUUAAGAUUAGAGCCCAUAAGAACAAAAACGAACUAUACAACAAUUGCACUAUAUUACAAAUCACUAAUCACAGCUUUGUGUGAGAAGAAGGCUCCUCUUUACCAGAUAUAACUGGAUUUGUGAAACUGAUUGUUAUCUAAUUUUAUAAUAAUCAUUAAACUUGCUCACAUGAGAAA